This is a messenger RNA of Pipra filicauda (Wire-tailed manakin), 4606 nucleotides long. It is a transcript of the gene RFT1, whose product is annotated as RFT1 homolog. The record is from RefSeq and is a predicted model, not a curated record. The transcript has 13 exons. Gene Ontology annotation, biological process: glycolipid translocation; dolichol-linked oligosaccharide biosynthetic process. Gene Ontology annotation, cellular component: endoplasmic reticulum membrane. The coding region runs from base 108 to 1727 and encodes 539 amino acids. NCBI's taxonomy places the organism in Eukaryota, Metazoa, Chordata, Aves, Passeriformes, Pipridae.
GGUGCCGGGGCGGUGUCCCCGCGGUGCUGCCGGGCCGGGGCGGUGCCCCCGCUCUGACGGGAUCCGGUGCGACGGCGGCCGCGCCAUUUCCUGCGGCGGGGCCGGGGAUGGCGGCGCAGGACGUGCUGGGUCAGACCGCCCGGCUGGCCUCGUCCAGCGCCCUGCUGCAGGUGCUGUUCCGGGUGGUCACCUUCGCGCUGAACGCCUUCACGCUGCGCUACCUCUCCAGGGAGCUCAUCGGCGUGGUCAAUGUCAGGCUGACUCUGCUGUACUCCACAGUUGUCUUCCUCGCCAGGGAAGCAUUUCGAAGAGCUUGUUUGAGUGGAAGUACAAAGAGAAACUGGACCAAAACAAUUAAUCUCUUGUGGCUGACAGUCCCUCUUGGUGUUUUUUGGUCUGUUUUCUUGGGCUUAGUCUGGCUACACUUGCUCGAAGUCCCUGAUCCUUCUGUGGUUCCUCAUUAUCAGGCUGGUGUGGUGGCAUUUGGCCUUUCUGCAAUUGUUGAACUUCUGGGAGAACCGUGCUGGGUUUUAGCACAAGCUCAUUUGUUUGUGAGACUCAAGGUAAUUGCUGAAAGCCUUUCAGUGGUAUCAAAAUGCAUUUUGACGGUUACUUUAGUAAUCCUUUAUCCUCAGUGGGGCCUUUACAUUUUUGCCUUGGCUCAGCUUUUAUAUGCCACUGUUCUGGUAAUGUGCUAUGUAACUUAUUUUGUGAUGUUUUUGGGAUCACCUGAAGCAACAAAAAAGUCAUUUCCAGUUGCUAGAGUGAAAGCUCUGUUACCUAACUUUGUGGAAGAUGAGACCUUUGUCAACUGGAAGGAAGCACGUUUGACCUGGAGUUUCUUCAAACAAUCCUUCUUGAAACAGAUUUUGACAGAGGGUGAACGAUAUGUGAUGACUUUUUUGAACGUGUUAAAUUUUGGAGAUCAGGGUGUAUAUGAUAUCGUGAAUAAUCUUGGUUCACUGGUGGCCAGGUUUAUCUUUUUGCCUAUUGAGGAGAGUUUUUAUGUCUUUUUUGCUAAAGUGUUGGAAAGAGGGAAGGCUGUAAAGGAUCAGAAGCAGGAUGAUGUUGCUAUGGCUGCAAAUGUAUUGGAAUUGCUGUUGAAGCUUGUGCUCCUGAUUGGCCUUACCAUCACUGUUUUUGGCUAUGCCUAUUCUCAGCUGGCUCUGGAUAUUUAUGGAGGUUCAAUGCUCAGUUCAGGAACAGGUCCAGAUCUCCUCCGGUGUUACUCGUUAUAUGUCUUAUUUCUUGCUGUCAAUGGAGUAACAGAAUGUUUUACAUCUGCUUUGAUGUGCAAAGAAGAGGUGGACAGGUACAAUUUUGUUAUGCUGGCCCUGUCCUUCAUAUUUCUGUGCAUCUCUUAUUUCCUGACCCACUGGCAUGGCAGUAUAGGCUUUAUCCUUGCCAACUGCUUUAACAUGGGCAUUCGAAUCGCUCACAGCAUCCACUACAUCUAUGAUUACUUCAAGGAGAGCACUUACAGGCCUCUGACAGGUUUGCUUCCCUCUCCCUUUCUGGUGCUGGUUUAUAUCAUCAGUGGAGUCAUCACUGGUUUCUCAGAGGUGGUGUUCUGCUGUGAUAAGGGGUGGAUGGCAAGGCUGAUCCACAUCGGUGUGGGCUCUCUGUGCUUUGCAGCAACCGUUGUGACGAUGUUCUGCACAGAGACCAAGCUGAUCCACUUUGUGAGAAGCCAGUUCCUCUCCCGGUAUUUGAAGAAAGGAACAUGACAUGCUCCUGUGCAGAACAGUUCUUGUAUGUGCUUGCAGUAAAGAGAAGUAUUUUUUUCCAUAAGAUCUGUAUGGGAAAAAGGUUUCCACACGUGUUUGGAAGCACUGAUAUUGGAGUGGCAAUGUAGAAGAUUGAAUAUUAUUUUGUCUUCUGAACUGGUCAGUACGGUGAAAGAGAGAUGAGUAAUUUUCUCUUUAUUCACUAUUAUUUUCCAAGCUUUUCUUCAAACAGCCUCGUGGGUAAUGAAUGAAGAUCUAAGAUGCACCUUCUGACAUAACCUGGCUGACAGACUUCACGUAGAGAGCUCCUGUUCCUACCAGUGGGGAGUGUGUGUGUGAAGGCAUGAGGGGGUUUAUAUCAUAAGGUGUACUUAAGAAUGCCCUUAUUUGGCACAGAGGGGCUGCUUAACUGGUGAGAAAAUGAUCUGACCAAAACAAAACCCAAAAAAACCACACUAAAACCCAUUAAACAAAACAAAAGCUGAGGAAAACACUGGGACAAGGACCAAAAGCAAUGUGAGUGUUGCUGGAGCAGGACACAGUGUGGUGCAGAGGGAUUGAGUUGUCAGUGUUUUGUAGUGUAAAGCAGGGACCAGAAAGUCCUGACGUUUACAAGUGAAUUAGUGGAAUGCACAGCGUGUGUCCGUGCUGGCUCUGUGGGAUUAUUGCACUCAGCAUAUCCCUCAUUUCUGAGGGCAUUGAUUAACUUGUCAAAAAUACUCUGAAGCCUCAGCUGAAAGGAGAAGGAGGGUUUGAGCAGUGUCUUGUAGGAGGUGUUAAGUACAAUCACACUAAUGCUGAAGUUCCAGAAGGUUAAUCGUAAAACUUUCUUCUUUCGUUCCAUUGUUUUUUGGUUUUGUCUGAGAUUUUAAAGGCCAGCAUGAACACAUAUGUCUCAAUAAAAUUUAUUUUGUUCUAUCUGUAAAAAAAUCUGAAUGUUAAAUAUAUUUAUUAAGAUUUUUUACAAGGGUUUAUGCACAUUGAAGCUUUCUUUAUUGGGUAGAAAAUACUUUUCCUUGCAACAUUUUCCUCACAUCUUGUUCAGUCUUAACCUUCAGGUUGAUUUUUUUUUUUUUGAAUUGUUGAAAAUUUGGGCAUUCAGCAGUUGCAAAAUUUGAUUUUAGGCUGCUGGUUUAGGUUUAGUAAUGGUGAAUUUUAUUGCUGCUCUAAGAUCGGAAUUUGGCAGCUUCAGAAUGUACAAGGGGCAGGUUUAUAAUGAUCAGGGUUCCCUUUGCAGUGUUUGGAUGGCCCAAAAAGUGUCAAACGGUGAAAAAUGUCUGCUCAGACAUGUACAGGUGAAAGCUUUUAGUUUAAUUAUGUAGCAACUCUGCAGGUCCUCUGCUUAAAAAAAAUAAAUCACUGUAAUGGCACUGUGGAGUUCAUGCAGGUGACCACAGUGCCCAGGGUGAAAGGCUUUCUGGUAUCAGGGCCUUCAGCUUGCUAAUCAGGAAUAGUUUCUGAACUCUGGUAAUUCCCACUUGGAAAACAUUGCCAAAGAAACUCAAUGUGUCAAUCUGGUGAUUGAAAAAUGAUCCCAGAGGAGCCAAAAUGUAAGAGUGGGAGGGAAAGGUGCACGUCCUCAGCUAAGGGCAGUGUCUCUGUUGCCUGGCUGGAAGGGAGUAGGUAGAGACUUUGCUGAUUCUUCUAAAGCUGUUAUAAAAUCCAUCAAAAUAAAACAAACUCUACGUUAUUCUGUCCUGUUAAUUGAGUUUGGUGGUUCUUUGCCUUUUAAAUUUUUCUCUUCUGAGUGGUCUGGCAGGUUUUUUUCUCAUUUCUGUCAGAGGUGGAGUUUGUUUUCAAGUAUAGCUCCAUAUAUUGCAAGAGGGUUGAAACUGCUUUAUUAUAAACUGUUCAGUUUCUUUUUCUUUACUCCUUCAUAGUACAAAAAACACAAGAUAAUUGAACCUAUGGACUGUUUUUUAGGGUAUGUCUUUGGGACCUUACUGUGGAAAUAAUUCAAUCUGUACAGUGAAUUUUUAUAACUGCUUGGAAUGAGAUAUUUUGUAUAGCCCUGCACUUGAAGUGCUUUGGAGAUUGAAGAACUUUUCAUGCAAAAUGAGCUUGAAUUCCUGCUGCCUUGUCUAGUCCUACAGUCCAGCUGGACACUGACAGUACUUCUGCUACUUACAGUGUCAUAAGUAGGGUGAUGUGAGAUCUCACUGUUCAAAGGGCUGUCUAGUCUCAUAAAUCUUUUUUAACAUAAAUGCAUUGUAUGCAUUUAAAGACAAGUUAGAUUUUUAAAGCAAUUUGUUUUAUUUCCUAUUGGAAGGGCUUACAAGUGUCUCUUGCAUCUCAAAUGAGUGCAAUUUCAUGCGAAUCAGGAAGACAUUUAAGGUGGCUUAAUGAUUGCUCAUUUGCAAAUUAAGGCCCCAUUCCUCAUUUGAACAUCAUCUGUAAGCAGUUCAGUAAUGGUUGACUGGGUUUUGUGAUGUGGGAUGUUUUAUUUUUAAUAUAUUUUAUGUGGCAGGAAACUGCAAGGAGAGUCGGGAAGUAGAGACCCAUGAAGCUGUCUCCUGGUUUCUUAUUUAUCUGUGUGAGCCUUAAUGUGACAGCUGUUAAUUGCUUUAUUGGUAAAGCAGUAAACUGUCAGACUCAGGGACAAAGUUGAGAUUGAACUUGACCAUGUUUCCCUUUUGUUCGUAGUUCUGUUAGUCUGUUAAAGGCACAAUUGUCUAACAUUUCAUGAAACUGUUUUGCAGUGUUCUGAAGUCUUUUAGUUCAAGCCGAAGGAGAAUUAAAAAGUUUUCUUUGUAGAAAAAGUGAUGACUCUGUGGUUUGUGAUGUGUUUUGCUUAUUGGUUGGACGAGUGGCUUCCAAAAAACUGUAAAAUAUAAUGGUUAUAUAAUAAGGUAACACCAAAUAAAAUUUAUUUCCUUUAC